This is a messenger RNA of Closterium sp. NIES-65, 1755 nucleotides long. Lineage: Eukaryota; Viridiplantae; Streptophyta; Zygnematophyceae; Desmidiales; Closteriaceae. The record is from the annotation of a GenBank genome assembly.
AUGGGAGCCCUUCAACGCCGCAUUCCCCGGGUGCACGUCGCAUCGCUGCAGCUGCAAGGAUCGCCGCUGUCGUCGGGUGCGUCGCUCUGCUCGCCGCGCUCUGCCUCCUCGAGCCGCGCCGAGCUGGCCUUGCGACACGCGCUGAUGGUGCCGCCGAAAGCAGCAGCAGCAGCAGCAGCAGCAGCAGCAGCGCGGCUGUUAGUUUCUUCGCAUUCGGCGACUGGGGUCGCAACGGGACCUUCAACCAAUCGCUCAUCGCACAGCAGAUGGGUGCAGUGGGGCAGCAAAUGGCGCCGCAGUUCGUGGUGUCGGUGGGGGACAACUUCUACGUACGAGGGGCUGACGGACGUGAACGACGACGAGUUCGCGCGCUCCUUCACCAACAUCUACACGCACCGCACCCCUGCAGGUCCCCCCUGGUAUGCAGGUAGCCUCUUCCUUUCCCACCCUCGCUCUCUUUAUCGCUCCCUUCCCCUCCCGCUUCUCACGCUUUGUCGCACUUGCACGCUCAGACGCACACACAAGGGCCACACUUGCUCACCGCCCUGCCACAUCACACCGCUCCUUUCUCCCAACCCCUCCCCGCUUUCCCUGCCCCAAUCCCGCACCAGUGCUGGGCAACCACGACUACUACGGCAACGUUUCUCGCUCAGCUGCACCCAGCCCUCGCCAACAGGGACCCGCGUGGGUGUGCCGCCGCAGCAUGGCGCUCUCGCUUCCGCCUCUGCCCCUCGCCAGUGUUUGACUGCGUUGACAUGGUUGACCUGUUCCUAUACGGACACCACGCCCCUCGUGCCCGCGUACCGCCACAAGAAGGGGCGGCGCGUGGUACUGGCGCGGACUCAACUCCGCCAAUUGGACGCUGCAGGAGCCGCGCAGCUGCAGGUGAUUUGGGGAAGCCACCUGCUGCUAUGCUGCCCCCUUCCACAUCGCUCACACCACCAUAGCUUGCAACUGCCUCCCUUUCCCAAAGCUCUUGAUACUAACGCAAUCCCCCCCUACCCGUCCCUUUUAGACAGUUCUUCCUGCCACAUUCUGGUGCCCACAGCUCGCGGCCUCUGUCUCACCAUUCCUGUGCCUCUUCCCUCCCCCAACUCCCUUUCUUCCCCUUCGUCUUCCUCCUCCCCGAACGUGCUGCAGGAGCUGGAGGGGUGGCUGGGCAACUCGCGGGCGCGGUGGAAGGUGGUGGUGGGGCACCACCCGGUGUUCAGCUACGGGCACCACGGCGACCAGCAGGAGAUGAUCGACCGCGUCAAGCCGCUGCUCGAGGUGAGAUGCAUAGAUGACCCACGUCUGUGUGCCUGUGCAUACAUUGACCCGCCCUCGCAUGUCUAUGUGCUGUUCUUUUACUCUACCUGUUUCCCAUCUGCUCCCCCCACCACUACACACCAGCGUCCAGUGCACUAUUUCACGGUGGGAGGCGGUUCCAAGGCGUGGCGCAGCGACGCCCCCUCAGAAGCCCCCGGGCUGCGCUUCUACUUCCCAGGCCCGGGCUUCAGUGCCCUGCAAGUGGACAGAGACCGCCUCUCUAGUCCCCUUCUAUGGCGUGGACGGCCAGCAAAUGUACUCCACCACUCUGGAAAAAAUGAGGGCUCUCAUCAGGUGUCCCAGGGCUGUGCGUCUACUUCCCAGGCCAGGGCUUCAGCGCACUCGAAGUGGACGGGGACAGACUUCUCCGUCGCCUUCUAUGGUGUGGGACGGCCAGCGAAUGUACUCCACUACUUUGAGGAAAUGAGCGCACCGCCAGGGGUUUAG